Molecule: messenger RNA, 1027 nt
Organism: Fomitopsis serialis
Lineage: Eukaryota; Fungi; Basidiomycota; Agaricomycetes; Polyporales; Fomitopsidaceae
Product: isoprenoid synthase domain-containing protein
Exons: 5
Coding region: 103-990 (295 amino acids)
Biological process (GO): biosynthetic process
Source: RefSeq, a predicted model, not a curated record
UCACGCGUCACCGACGACGACCUCUGAGUUCGUCUCAAUUCUCGGUCCUCGGACGUGUAGCGGUGGGAUAACUCCGUACUACAUCCUUGGUCCACACAAAACAUGCUCAGACCCACCGCCCGACGUCAAUCUCAACUGACAUGCCUUAUGGCGCUGCCUCGGGGUGGUGCUCGCGCUGUACUCCGGCGAUUCAUGGCUACCAACGCCGAGAAAGGAGGGAUUCAGGACACUGCAGCCUAUUGCAGCGAUGUGGUCCGCAAACGUGACUAUGAGUCAUUCCUCAUCUCGCACUUCUGGCCACGGGAGCUCCGGGAACAUUUCAUUGCGUUGCGCGCGUUUUAUGUGGAACUGGCUUCCGUGCAAGAGGCGGUCUCGAACAUAACGUUGGGCAAGAUGCGGAUGCAAUUUUGGAGAGACGCGGUGAAGGACAUCGCUGAUGGUAGACCGCCGAGGCAUCCAACAGCGCUCGCUUUGGUACGGGCGUGUCAAGCCGCAAAUCUGCAAACAUAUCACCUUAAACGUAUCAUCGACGCGAGGGAUGCCGAGCUUGACACCCCAACACACAUGUCACUAGACUCCCUAACAUCUCAUGCAGAAGCCACAUCCUCGACGUUCCUGUACCUGCAACUAUCCCUCCUCUCCCUGUCCGCGUCGUCAUCACUUUCACAUGCCGCUUCGCAUCUCGGCGUUGCGCAGGGUAUCACUACGCUGCUACGCGCACUGCCGUAUCACGCGUCGCAGGGUAGGAUGAUGAUACCAGCGGAAAUCACGGCGCGGCACGGCGUCAGUCAGGAGGAGGUUUUUCGCAAGGGUGGGCAAGCAAGCGGCAUCGAAGACGCUGUAUUUGAGUUUGCCACUGUGCCGACCCGACUGUAUCUGGAGCGCCUGGAAGCGGCAAAUUUCGACGUGUUCGAUCCGUCUUUGCAAGUGCGUGGGUGGCAGCUGCCGUGGAGGAUCUGGCGUAGUUACUACUACAAGGGGCAGUUUUAGCAGCAUAAGGAUAAAAUGGAUAUGUCGUGCGCACGAA